UAAAAUUACUUUAAAAACGUAUAUGGAGUCGGAAAUAAUACCGGAAACUCAAGAGAGUUCUAGCGACGAAUCCACACCACCUGAAAUUUUGAAAAAAGCCGAUGAAGUAAUAAAUAAUUUAGUUCCUCAAGUAUCAAGACCAAAAUAUGAAGCCGCUUACAAUAAGUUUAUGAAAUGGCGAAAAAAUAAAAAGGUCAAGAGUUUUUCUGAACCCAUUCUUCUGACAUACUUUAGUGACCUUGCCGAAACUAAAUUACCGUCAACUUGGUGGUCCACUUACUCAAUGUUGCGGAGUAUGAUUGAUAUCAAACACAAAAUUAACGUAUAUAUGUAUUCGGGUUUGAUUGCUUUUUUGAAGCAACAAAAUAAAGGUUUCAAAUCAAAAAAAGCUGAAACGUUAGACGCUGAGCAAAUCAAUCAAUUUUUGCUCCAAGCUCCUGAUAAUCAAUUCUUGACAAUUAAGGUGGCUUUGAUUUUUGGGGUUCAAGAUGCGUGCAGGCGUCAAGAACUUUGUGAUUUAACGGUGGACAAUAUAAUCGACAAAGGUGACAUGUUGUUAGUAAAAAUUCAAAAAACUAAAACCGGCAAAGCGAGAACUUUUGUCGUGACGGAUGAGUUUUACCAAACUUAUAAAAAAUACUCCUCUUCACGCCCAACAAACUUAGCUACCAAAAGAUUCUUCGUGGGUUAUCGGAACGGCAGGUGUACGAAGCAAAAUAUUGGCAUAAAUACUUUCGGUAGCAUGCCAAAAAUAGUAGCCAAAUAUUUGAAUUUAGCAAACUCGGAGUCCUACACAGACCAUACUUUUAGAAGAACGUCAGCUACUCUGUUAGCGGAUUCUGGUGCUGAUCUUCUAACAAUAAAAAGGCACGGAGGAUGGAAAUCCAAUUCCGUUGCUGAAGGUUACGUGGAAGACUCAGUAGGUAACAAAAAACGGAUUGGUGAGCAAACUGCACGUGCCAUAUCAUGGAGACCAUCUACUUCACGCGAACAUUCAGAUUCAAACACUCCAAUUUUUGAAAAAACCUCUGAAGGACCGAUGAACAUAUCACUGUAAU
Cotesia glomerata is the source of this 1058-nucleotide messenger RNA. RefSeq lists its product as uncharacterized. NCBI's taxonomy places the organism in Eukaryota, Metazoa, Arthropoda, Insecta, Hymenoptera, Braconidae. The coding region runs from base 23 to 1057 and encodes 344 amino acids. The transcript is spliced from 3 exons. Gene Ontology annotation, biological process: DNA recombination; DNA integration; proteolysis. The record is from RefSeq and is a predicted model, not a curated record. Gene Ontology annotation, molecular function: DNA binding; aspartic-type endopeptidase activity.